Molecule: messenger RNA, 816 nt
Organism: Haliotis rubra (blacklip abalone)
Lineage: Eukaryota; Metazoa; Mollusca; Gastropoda; Lepetellida; Haliotidae
Product: E3 ubiquitin-protein ligase TRIM33-like
Exons: 2
Coding region: 1-816 (271 amino acids)
Biological process (GO): positive regulation of DNA-templated transcription
Cellular component (GO): nucleoplasm; chromatin
Molecular function (GO): ubiquitin-protein transferase activity; zinc ion binding
Source: RefSeq, a predicted model, not a curated record
AUGCCACGACAGAGUGUCGCCAAUGGAAACAUCGCCAUAGCCGCCUUGAAGGUGGGGCGUCGCAGUCUGCAGUUACCCAACAUUUCAACGUUUAUCAGAUCACCAUAUCUCGAAUUUGGGGUCGUUUUCUGCAGACCAGUUCCGCCCAAGAUCGCACUGAGAGGUGAGACAAACAUGUCGGAUCUUGUCUCAGUGGCUGAAUUCAAGGACCUUCUGACAGAGUGUCCAAUAUGCACAGAACACUUUGACGAGGAAAGACGAAUACCUCGUCGUAUGCCAUGCUGUGUCCAGUCCAUAUGUCAGCCCUGUCUGGGCACCUACAGUGGAGGCAAGACAACCAUACGCUGCCCCAUGUGUCGACACCAACAUAACCUGCCUGGUGGAGUGAAAUCUCUGCCCAAAGAGACAGUCAUCCUGAAGACUCUGGACUACCUCAAAAUCCAGAAAGGUCUUCAUCUUCCAUGUACAGACUGUCCUGACAAGGAAACAGCUCAAGCCCAGUGUGACAACUGUGGGGUAUUUCUCUGUUCUAUCUGUCUGAAUGCCCACAGGAGGAAUGUAACAACAAAGACACACACAAUAGUUACCUUUGAUGAGAUGAAGGGCGACCUGUGCAGAGUUUCCGCCGUCGACAUCAAAGGGAAGGGACAUAAAGUUGUGUCUGUGGAUGAGGCACACCAAGAACUCUCGAAAUCCACAGAAUAUGUUUGUGAAGAUGAAUGUGAAUUCAGAGACGUUGAACAAAGCAGAAGCAGAAUUAAUGAAGAAGUUAGAAAACAUCCAAAUGUCCAAGAGGGUUGCCAUAGACGAUAUUAA